Bursaphelenchus xylophilus (pine wood nematode) is the source of this 5275-nucleotide messenger RNA. NCBI's taxonomy places the organism in Eukaryota, Metazoa, Nematoda, Chromadorea, Rhabditida, Aphelenchoididae. The record is from the annotation of a GenBank genome assembly.
AUGGUUGACUCGACAGGGGUCCGUGUGGCCAUCCGGUAGGUUCUUUUCUAUAAAAUUUUCAAAUACAGUUUCACUACAACCUUCCAAACAUAAGUUUUCCGUAAUAUUUUAGUGUUCGACCACAAAAUGGACGAGAAACCGCGGCUGGCUACCAAAUUUGCACGAUGGUUUCCAUGACCGAUCCUCAGAUAUUCAUGGGAAACGACAAAUCUUUUACCUAUGAUUUUGUUUUUGACCGCAAUUCAACGCAAGAACAAGUUUACCAAGCAUGCAUUCGAGAUCUAGUUGAAGGAGUUUUCAAAGGCUAUAAUGCAACUAUUUUAGCCUACGGACAGGUAUGGAUUCAGUGUUGUGUUAUGCUUUUAGAUUUAUUUGUGGAUUUUAUGAAUAUUUGCAGACUGGAAGCGGGAAAACUCAUACGAUGGGAACCGCAUUUGAUGCUGUUUCUGCCUCGGUCGAUUCUGAGCAUGCUGGAGUUAUUCCUCGAGCGGCUCAACAACUGUUCGAUGGAAUGGAAAGCCGGAGGAAGCAUGCUACCGAAGCUGGCGAUCCUGAACCAACGUUUACAAUAAGAGUCCAGUUUAUUGAGGUGAGUUGGAUGAUGAUUUAUUUGUUUAGGUUUCAAUCAUAUUCCUUUAACAUCAAGUUUUUUAGCUUUACAAUGAGGAUUUAAUUGAUCUCUUAUCGCCGGAUCGCCAUUCCGGAGUUAAGAUUCAUGAAGAUCGAGAUUCUGGGCAAAUCGUUCUCCAAAACGCGACCACCAUGCAAACCAAUACUCCUAUAGGGAUCCUGGAGAUCCUUCGGAAUGGCGCCCUCAAUCGAAAAGUUGCAUCAACGAAUAUGAAUAAAGAAUCGUCGAGGUCGCACGCUAUUUUUAGCGUUCACAUUCAACAAGAUUGUCUUGAAGUAAGUUAGCUACGGUUUUUAGUUUAUUACUUGGCUUCUAGACGAUUCAUACAGAAAAUGGCGAAGAAAAAUUGGCUAGUGUGAUUUCUGCGAAAUUGCAUUUUGUCGAUUUGGCUGGAUCAGAACGUUUGAAAAGAACGGGAGCUACAGGAGAACGAGCGAAAGAAGGAAUCUGCAUUAAUUGCGGUUUGGUAAGUCAUUUAGGGUUUGUUUGUCUGUUUUCUAGACAACAAUCAUCUAUUUCGAAUGUUUCAGCUGGCUCUUGGUAAUGUGAUCAACGCUUUGACCGAUCCGAAGAAAGGCCAUGUUCCUUACCGUGAUUCCAAACUGACCCGACUUCUCCAAGAUUCUCUCGGUGGAAACUCAAGGACACUUAUGAUUGCAUGCGCAUCCCCUAACGAUGUGGACUUUGCUGAGACGUUAAACACUUUGAAUUACGCCUCUCGAACGAAAGCGAUCAAGAAUAAGGUCGUUGCCAAUAAAGAUCAUGGCUCAGCUAUGGUUGGUCAAUUGCGGGCCAAGAUCAUCGCUCUCGAGAACGAACUGAAUGAGUAUAGAUCUGUAAGUCUGCUUUCUAAACAGUUUUUUUCCUUUGUUAGCAGAAAAUAUUCAACUUUCUUUUAGGGGAAACGUGUUGCUGGUGGAGACGCCGAUGACAACGGGAUCUCCGAUCAAUACUAUGAGAAUGUCCAUCUACAGGCAGAGCUGCAACGAGUGACUGUCCGCGCACAAGCUCUUCAGGAGUCCAAUAACGCCCUAACUGAGCGGGUCACUCGAAUGAAGGAGCAGAUGGAGAAGGAAAAGUUGAUGAAGCUGGUACCAACAGUUAACGACGACGGCACCAUCAAUGAACACGAACAAAACAACUUUGAAGCUACGUUGUCCACAAUUAUCGAGACCUAUGUUUCCGAAAUUGAGCAGCUGAAGUCAAGACUUGGUGAAGAAAUGAGUGAGAAAGAUGAGUACAGAAAGAAAUUGGAGAACUUGAAACGCCGAGUAAUGGACGGAGAGAUCCAUCAUACAUCUAUCGACUCUAUCCCGAUGAGUCCCAUGAUCGAGAAUCAAUUGAUUACGUCGGCCAGAAAGGAGAUUGAAGAUCAAAAGAAAUUACUUGAAAGUGAGGCAUUAUUUUACAUUUUUGUGUUAUACAUAUAUUUUUUUUCAUUUUCAGUAUACAAAGAAAGAGCAGAGAAGGAAGGAGUUCCAUUUGAGAAUUCGGAAAUGGACGACGAACCCAUGGAUUACGAUCGUGAGUCGACCCCUGAAGAAGGAACUUCCGAAGUCGAUGAGCUUGAUGAGGAGGCCAUUGAAAGUCGCGGAAAUCACGCCAAGCUUUGUCUGGAAGUGGCCGACCUUCAAAAUGAAAUUGGAACAAAGGAAAAGCUGAUCAAGGAGCUUGAACUGGCUGAAAGACGACUUGCCCAGGUCAGAAAGGACUACGAGAGGAAGUUGAAUGAACUUUCGGACAGGAUCGCGGCAACAGAAGCGGAAAGAGACAAGAUUUUAAUGGAUAUCUCGAAGAAACCGGCAAACAAAGCCUCAGAGGCCAAGGUUGCGGAGGUCAAGAAGGAUUAUGAAAUGAGAUUGAACAGUAUGAAGGGAGAGUUUAGCAAGUUGAAGAUGGCUCAACGAGAACAUGAACGACUACGGCAAAGACAACUGCAACAGCAACGGGAUCUGGAAAGAACAAAGAACGAACUCCAAGAAAUGAAGAGAAGUAAGGUGAAGUUGGUCCAACAAAUGAGAGAGGAAGCGAAGAGAGUGAAGAAGGCCGAAGCAGAGGCUGCAAAGAAGAUCGCAGCAAUGGAGAAGGCCAACAGAGUUAAGGAAAAUAAAUUGAGAAACUUGGAGGUCAAGGAUCGCCAACGGGAAGAAUUCAUGAGAAGAAAGAUGGAACAACUCAACACUCUGACCUCAAAACAAAGAACGCCGUUGUCGUCCAACAUGAACAGACAGCGUUAUGGCCUCUUGUCCAAAAAACCCUUCUCUCCCAGCGUGGCCAAGAACAAGUGGCGGCAAUUGGAAUCCAAAAUUAAUUCGGCGGUCUCCGAACAUGCUGGAUUGGUAAAACUGGAUGGCCAGCAUACUAGGCUGCUUGUAGAAAAGGGAAAUAAAGAGAACAUACUCAAAGACUUAGUAAGGAAAACAUUUUAAAAGCGGUGUUUGAAUUUUAGAAAUUAAUAUGUUGCGUAAAAAUAAUUAAUUUGUUUCAGAGCAACAAAUUUGUCAAAGCUCGGACUAUUGAAGAGAGAGAGUCCAUCCAGGAACAAAUGAACAUUGAAGAAGACCACCUGAACUAUAUUAAUGAACAGAUCAAAGAUGUACGGGCAGCCAUGGUCGAUCUAGAAGGGGUAGAUAAAGAAAACGGUUCCAACUGCCAAGGAGACUUGAGAACGGUUAUAAACCAAUGCGAGAAUCUUCUUGAGGCUAGGUUCUUGUUGGAUGAAAUGGCGACAUUCGCUGUUGCAAGCGCUGCUGCAUGGGAGAAAUCAAAGGUUAAGAUCAGAGUAAGUAAAUUUAUUUUUCUUUAAAAGUUUGGACGAAGCUCUAAAUUAGAUUUUAACUUAUUGCAGGAGAUGGAAGCCAAGCUUGCCGAGAUGGAGGAUGGUAAAAUGGAGAGUGACAGAUUGGUUAACAAUCUUAUUUUGUCUCAAACUCGACAUCCUGAAGACCUGGAAAGAGACCUCUCCGAUUUCAAUGACACCCCAAAACGCACUUCGGGUAUGUUACUAAUUGUCUUUUUGUCCACAUAAGAAAGUUUUGAAUUUAGUUUUUAUUUUGUUUUGGUUGAUUACGUUUCAUGUUUUCUCAAUGUUGUUUAGUUGUCCGCCAAUCCCUGAAGGCUCGACGACGAACACAAACAACGGACGAACUGUUGUACGCGGAUAGGACGCUUAAAAUGGAUCAGACCGUGUGCUUGGGCCAAGGUAUUGUUUAGUGCGUCUUGUUGUCUCAUGUCACACCCAAUGUCUCAUUCUCCCUGCUUUGUCUACAAUUAUGUUGAUAUUAAUUUUGUUGCGUAAACUUUUUGUACAUUGUCGUUGUUCUUUUGCUUGCUUUUUUUCGAUUCUCAGUAUUGUCACAUCUCCGAUUAACUGUUGUUCAACUCGUUGUAGGUGGUUUGCAAACGACGAUAAUAAGAGAAGAGCCCGAUGAACGAUCCUCGCCGGAGUCCGUCACAGACAACGGAGACAUUGCUUAUGCGCAAAGCACGAGCAAAAUUCAGAACGUUGGUGUCCUCGCCGGUCACACAAGAACCGUGGUCUCCGUGGAUUUGUGCUCCACGCAUGGAGUAUCAGCGGGGAAAGGUGAGAAAACUUUGAUUGUUUUGUUUUGCCGAAAUAUGUGAUGGGUUAGUUUAUGACUAUUCGGAUUUCAGAUCGAAAGUUCUUCUAUUGGGACAUUGAGACGGCGAAGGCCAUCCUCACGAUGAACGAUUUCCCCAAGCCGAUGGGCGGCUGCAGAUUCAUGCCUUGUAAUUCGAGCCUCGUCUUGUGCGCUGCGUCGUUUACUAUCCAGGUAUGGGAUGUGAGAAGCAAUGUGAUCGCGUCGUAUAUGAAUUCGUCCGGCAUCGAUGGGAAAGGUGGCUUCACAAUCCCCGGAAAGCCACCAAGAGGAGAAUCGUUUAUUACGCCUCUUGGAAUCAGCGAAUGUGGAAAUUAUAUGGCCACUACGUUCCAUUCUGGCGCCAGAAUAUGGGAUUUAAGGACGCAACGAUGUAUUAGCUUGUACAAUGAGAUCAAUAAGGAGUAAGUGCAGUAGUCUGUCGAUUUAUAACUUAACUUUCAGUCGUUACGUUUCGGACAUGCUUCCAUUUGUAAGUGAGAACUACUCGUAUCUCUUGGUUGGCGACACGGAAGGCAACAUCAUCUCCAAUGUUUUGGAUGCGGACUUGAAGAAGAAACAAUAUGAACCCAUUGAUCUUCAUCCACAGAUGCAUGGCCGUGUUGUGAAAAUGGUGACGAGCCAAAGUCAACUCUACGCGAUCUCUAAACAUGGAGUAUGUUUGGUUUAAAUUUUACAUUGAUUCUUUAAAUGUAGAGUCAUUUCUCUUUGUUUUUAGGACUUUUGGAGUUUCCAUCUCGGGGAUCUCACCCGCGAUCGGGUAUGCCCUUCAGCACAUGACGAUGUAAAUGUCGGCGAUAUGUGCCUUAUCAAGAAUCACAGCCACAACGGAGAGCUUCUGGCCACAGCCGACUACUCUGGCGGAAUUAGGAUAUGGUCGACAGAGAACACAUCCUCCUUCAAACUGCUCGACGAACAUGUUGGCGCUCACAACGCCACCAUCAACGAGAUAGCCAGCUCGGACCGGGGAAUUCUUGCAACUGCAGCCGAUGAGACCGUCAAAUUGUGGAGGCCAGAAUUAUGA